Molecule: messenger RNA, 2114 nt
Organism: Diprion similis
Lineage: Eukaryota; Metazoa; Arthropoda; Insecta; Hymenoptera; Diprionidae
Product: dehydrogenase/reductase SDR family member on chromosome X-like
Exons: 6
Coding region: 532-1626 (364 amino acids)
Source: RefSeq, a predicted model, not a curated record
AUCGCUGCGGCUACAGAUUGAGCUUAGCCAGCAUAAGCCCACCAACGUGAUUUGCCCUAAUUAUUUAUCGAUGACAUAUGUGUAAUGCGAUAUUUAGCGGUCACCGUUUAUUACCCAACUAUAAACAUGAUUAUUUGCUUACUCGACGUUAUACUUGCAAACAACAAUUCAUCUGCAAUACCAACCAGCGUAUGCAGUAUAUAAUUUUAGCCUCAUUUUAGUCAAUUACGAAUAUCGAAUCACUAUAAACCCUCAUUGUGUACUAUUUAUUAUCUUGCGGUUUCUAUCUGUAAAAGUGCAAAGAGAUACCGUAACUAGUGGAAUUCUAUGAAUAAGUAAUUGUAGUGCAAACGCUUACACGGAUACGUGCGCACGAUCAUAGGCAAGGUCGGAGAAAGCGGCCGGAGUGAGAAAGUUCUAAUUUCGGAAAGUAUUCCGAGUAGUAACCUUGGCAGGGGGAAAAAGAACCGUUAUUCCAAAGAAAUUGAUAAUCAUAAUUUAAAGGUUCAGUGAAUCGACGGCCGGCAACGAAUGAAAACAACUGUGGUAUCCAAGUCGAGUAAAGGCCCAAACAUGUUCCUCUUAUUCGGUUCAAUUUUCGUUCUCGCAGCCGGCUUUGCGGCUUAUUUCAAACCGAAGAAAAGCCUGUCCCACAUCAGCACGGAAAUACUGUACGAAUUCAAGUACAACGCGCUUGGAAUGAAGGCGGUCGUAGCAGAUUUUCUUGAAUGUAAACGCAACAGAAUCGACCUACCUAAAAAGGCGGGAAAAGUUGCCAUCGUUACGGGUGGAUCUCGAGGAAUCGGAGCUGCGGUUGUUAAAAUGCUGCUUCAAUGUGACAUGGAAGUAAUAAUUGCGUGCAGAACGCCUGCAGCUGCCGACAGACUCGUCAGAUCGCUGAGAGAGUCAGGGGUGACUGGAGGAUCGACAAAGGUUUAUCAAUUGGAUAACAACAGCCUUGAAUCUGUGAGGAGGUUUGCCGAAUCCAUCAAGGCGGAGUACCAGAAAAUUGAUAUUCUCGUGAACAAUGCUGGCGUCAUGUUUACUCCUUAUUCUGAAACUAAGGAAGGUUUCGAACAGCAAUGGGGUGUUAAUUACCUCUCUCAUUUCUUGUUGACGUCGCUGCUUCUACCUUUGCUAAAAGCGGCUGGAUCGUAUAACGAGUCGGCUAGAAUCGUCAAUGUCUCUUCGUGCGCUCAUCUCGUUGGCACGAUAAAUUUUGAUGAUAUUAAUUCGAAAAAAUGUUUCAUCACGUCAGCUGCGUACGCUCAGAGCAAAUUGGCUCAAGUGAUGUUUACGAGAUCCAUCCAAGAACUGCUGGCAAAGGAGGGUAUUUGCGUCAAAGCUUACUCCGUUCAUCCUGGAAUAGUGAAUACGGAUCUUUUUAAUAAUACAGCGUUGAAAAAGUAUGCCCAGUGGAUAAUCAACUUGUUCUUCAAGAAUCCAACGCAAGGGGCUACUCCAAUUAUUUAUGCUGCUGUGAGUAAUGAGAUCGAAGGGAAAGGUGGAAUGUACGUCAGUAACUGUGGCGAAAGUCCAGUUAACGACGAAGUUGAGGAUCCAGAGAUUCGCCAACGACUGUUCAAUUUGUCGCUGGAACAAACUGGAUUAAAAAGUUUUAUCUAAAAUUUAAUUACUUCUGAUAUUGCUUUCCAUAACAAGCAGCCGUAAAAUGCUACAAAACCACAUUGUGAGUUACUUUGACAAGUUAAAGAACUAGAUCAUGACAUUCUGUAGCUAACAUAUAAGUAUUAACUUGAAAACAUACUCGUUGUAUAUAGCUGUUAAACAAAAACAUAAGUAUUACAAUAUUCAUGUACUUAAAACGGAUUGAAAUAUUUGGCCUUGAAAAGGGUAAAAAUAUUAACUUGUUGAAUUAUUUCACGAAUAAUCAACAAAGAAGAAAAGACUGAUGCGUUCAGUUCAGAGAUUUUAUUUGGUUACAAAGAAUAGCAAGUGUAUGGAGACUGGACAAAAAUAUACAUCAUGUAUUGAUAACUUUACAGAGAAAAAAUUUGACAUAUUCUUAGAAUAAAUAAUUAUUUCUAGACUUUAAAAUGUCUUUGAUAUUAUAUAUGAAAGUUGUUGCCUAUUUAUUUUUACAACAUAGUGUU